UUCAACUGAGUCAGGCUUCCUCCCGCAGGUUGUCACUCAGGCACGAGGGGGCGGGGUAUUGGAAAUCUGUCCAACCGGGAGGCUGCUGAGGCAGGUGGGUGGGGCGAUGCUCUGCACUGGCGUGGACGUCAUUUCUUUCUCCAAUUGCGCCUAGAGCCGCUGGCUGUGUGCGGUUCACUACCCCUGGAGAGCCCUCCAUGUCACGUAUCUGCACGGGUCUUUGGAGUCGUUAGGAAGGACUCAGACUCAGGAAAGCUCGAAAUGGACUCAGUGACCAUAGAGGAUGUGGCUGUGGACUUCACACUGGAGGAGUGGGCUUUAUUGGGUCCUUCACAGAGGAAACUCUACAGAGAUGUGAUGCAGGAAACCUUAAGGAAUCUGGCUGCAGUCGGAGCAAAACGGGAAUAUCAUGACAUUGAAGAUCAAUACAAAAACCAGGGGAGAAAAUUAAGAACUUUUAUGGUAGAGAGAUUCUGUAAAAGUAAAGACAUUAGUUUAUGUGGAGAAAAUUUCAACCUUAUUCCAAAUAUCAAUCUGAACAAGAAAACUCCUGGAUUACAACCAUGUGAAUGCAGUGCAUGUGGAACAGUCUUCAUGGAUCAUUCAUCCCUUAAUAGACACAUGAGAUGUCACAUUGAACACAAAACACGAGAGUAUCAAAAAUAUGGUGUAAAGCCAUAUAAAUGUAAAGAAUGUCGGAAAGCAUUCAUUUAUCCUGGUUCUCUUCGAAUGCAUGAAAGGAGUCACACUGGAGAGAAACCCUAUGAAUGUAAGCAAUGUGGAAAAGCAUUUCCAUAUCAGAAAUCCUUCCGAACACAUAAAAGAAUUCACAGUGGAGAGAAACCCUAUGAAUGCAAGCAAUGUGGUAAAAGAUUCAGUGCUCAAAAACGUUUCCAAAUACAUGAAAGUAAUCACACUGGGAAAAAACCAUAUGAAUGUAAGGAAUGUGGGAAGGCCUUCACGUGGGAAACAAGCUUUCGACAACACAUGGUAACACACACUGGAGAUGGAUUUUAUAAAUGUAAGAAAUGUGAGAAGGCAUUCAUUUAUCCCAGUUGUCUUCGAAUGCAUGAAAGGAGUCACAACGGAGAGAAACCCUAUCAAUGUAAACAAUGUGGAAAAGCCUUUAAAAGUCCUGAAACUAUUCAAAUACAUGAAAGAAUUCACAGAGGAGAGAAACCCUAUGAAUGUAAGCAGUGUGGCAAAGCCUUUAAUUAUUUCAGUUCCUUCCAAAUACACAAAAGAAAUCACACAGGAGAGACACUGUAUGUAUGUAAAACAUGUUCUAAAGUACUGAGUACUGCCAGUUCUCUUCGAAAUCAUGAAAGAAUCCACACUGGAGAAAAGCCCUAUAAGUGUAAAGAAUGUGGGAAAGCCUUCACAUGGCAAAAAACCUUUCGAAAACAUAUGAUAACACACACUAGAGAUGGACCUUAUAAAUGUAAAAAAUGUGAGAGAGUAUUCAUUAAUCCCAGUUCUCUUAAAAUACAUGAAAGGAUUCACAGUGGAGAGAAACCAUAUCAAUGUAAACAAUGUGGCAAAGCCUUUAGUUACUACUGUUCCUUACGAGUACACAGAAGAACUCACACUGGAGAGAAACCCUAUGUAUGUAAACAAUGUGGAAAAGCCUUUAGUUGUAAUGAAAGCCUUCAAACACAUGAAAGAAUUCACACAGGAGAGAAACCGUAUCAAUGUAAACACUGUGAGAAAGCCUACAGAUACCACAGUUCUCUUCGAACCCAUGAAAGGAGUCACACUGGAGAGAAACCUUAUCAAUGUAAACAAUGUGGUAAAUGUUUUAGUUCAAAAAAAGGUUUCAAAGUUCAUGAAAGAACCCAUACUGGAGAAAAACCCUAUGAAUGUAAAAUAUGUGGGAAAACCUUCCGUUCCACUUAUGUUCAACUGCAUGAAAGAAUUCACACUGGAUAAAAAACCUAUCAAUGUCAGGAAUGUGGGAAGGCCUUCAUUUAUCUCUCAAUCAUUUGAAGACACAUGAGACUGCACACUGCAUAGAAAACAUAUAAAGUGUGGAGAAUGGGAAAGGCUUCUCUGAUCUCAGUAGUUUAAAAGGAUGAAAGGAUUCCCUAGAUAAAACUGCAUUUGUAAACAGCCUGGGUAACAACUUCAGUUGGCCAACAUCAUGUAUGAGAAUUUCCAUGAAGAAGAAGUAUAAAUGUAAAUAACAUGAGAUAACUUAAUGGAAAGUACUCCAUGCCUAAUGUUCCAGAAAACCUUCAAUAUGAAAGAGUUUUUUUUUAAGUUUUAUAAAUAUGUUGUUUAGUAAGGAUCUUUCUUCAAGUGUAUCCUUGAACAGUGGAUUUCUCCUAAUUUUAGAAAUGAAUAUUAAUGUGAGGUAAUUGUGUACAUCGUCUUUCAACAAUAGUACAUAAGAUUUAAAGGUAGUGAUUUUUCCUUUAAUCAGAUAAUGAUUAUUUUUCUUUCCAUUUUAACCCUGUUGGAUCCAUGGGUGAACUUAAGUGUAUUUCUUUUUUUUCCUUUUUUUGGCUGUGCCAUGCGUCAUGUGGGAUCUUAGUCCCUUUGCCAGUGAUCAAACCUGCACCCCCUGCAGUGGGAGCACAGAGUCUUAACCACUGGAUUGCCAGGGAAGUCCACAAGUGCAUUUCUAAUAUGCAGUUAGUCUUAAAUUUUUAUAAUGUUCUAUUCAUUCUCAGUUAAUGAGCCAUUGCAAAAUGGCAGUUUGGUAUUUGUUGGGUUAUGCCUAGUAGCUUUGUGUGGCAGUUCCUGGAUAUUCAUAAUCUAUUAUAUAUAGUACCCUUUUCACUGAGAAAGAUACUUUUUGGUGGUGGUGAGUAUAGGAACCUUUUUUCAUUUUCCAUUAUACUAAACACUUGGAAUAAAUUUUAUGUAUGGGAAAGAUGUCAAAAAAUAUAGUUUCAUGUAAGUUAUGCUUUGUAUUUCCUUCUGACUGGUAUUUGGUGAAUAAACUAUGAGACUUGUGAUAAUACAAAAAAAUCUAUGGAGUUGGAGAUAUCUUGCCUGUGAGUAAUAUUAAGAUCUAGACUUUCCAUAAUCCAUCCCCUUUUUCGUUCCAUAUCAGCAUUCACCAAUAGCUCACCUGUGUGUGAUUUAAAAGCAGGUACAAAGAAGAUACUCUUCAGAUACUGGAAUCCCCACACUGGUAGAGAGGCAGAUUCAUAGGAGCUUCAAUGACACCAUCUUCCACCUUAUUUUCCAGACUCUGUCCUUAUAGUCAAGAGUGUCGUUAACACCACCAACAAAUGUUUGAUUUCCAUUUUUAUGGAUAUAUAGUUUCCCCUGCUGUCUUCAUACCUUCUACAUCAGAGAUGCAUCAGAGUUUGAAUUUUUUCUGUAAGGGCUCUUGUGUCCACUGUCUAAGUAUUCCAGUGUUUUAUGGUUGGGAAUAUUCUCUGAUUCCACUCUUCUCUGGAUUAUAUCUUCAUAAUGUCUAAUUUGUGUAGGAAACACUUUGUGCUGUUAAUAGUGCUAGUGAGUAUGUGUUCCUGACUCACCAUAGCAUUUACAAUGGUGCCACCAAAAAGAAUGACAUGGGAGUUUGUUUCUCUGCUGCGUUGUACAGUGGCUUCCUUGACCCAUUGUUUACAUGUGAGAAUAAGCACCUUCCGUCAGGAAGAUGGUGGGUUUUUCCUGUUAAUUGUAGCUGAAUAUAACCCCUCAAUGUGUUUUUUAUUUUAUUUUAUAUAAUUAAAACUGAAUUUUUUUGUAAAACA
Messenger RNA from Orcinus orca (killer whale), 3710 nucleotides. Its product is annotated as zinc finger protein 709-like. Gene Ontology annotation, molecular function: DNA-binding transcription factor activity, RNA polymerase II-specific; RNA polymerase II transcription regulatory region sequence-specific DNA binding. The transcript has 4 exons. The record is from RefSeq and is a predicted model, not a curated record. Gene Ontology annotation, cellular component: nucleus. The coding region runs from base 262 to 1929 and encodes 555 amino acids. NCBI's taxonomy places the organism in Eukaryota, Metazoa, Chordata, Mammalia, Artiodactyla, Delphinidae. Gene Ontology annotation, biological process: regulation of transcription by RNA polymerase II.